Molecule: messenger RNA, 330 nt
Organism: Tripterygium wilfordii
Lineage: Eukaryota; Viridiplantae; Streptophyta; Magnoliopsida; Celastrales; Celastraceae
Product: auxin-responsive protein SAUR67-like
Exons: 2
Coding region: 1-330 (109 amino acids)
Biological process (GO): response to auxin
Source: RefSeq, a predicted model, not a curated record
AUGAUCAGUUCCAAGAUACUCUUAGUGGUGGCAAAGAAGUGGCAUAGCAGCAAGAGUAAUAGAGUUGCAGACAGUUAUAGCAAAGGUCAUUUUGUUGUCUGUACAGCUGAUGAAAGGCGGUUUACAAUUCCUUUGGAGUAUUUAAACAAUGAGAUUUUUGUCAAGCUGUUAGAGAUUUCCAAAGAGGAAUUUGGUCUUCCAAGUGAUGGACCAAUUACAUUGCCUUGCGAUGCGAUUUUCAUGGAGUACUUAAUCAUGUUAGUCCGCAAGGUUCCAUCUACAAGAACACAAAAAGCUUUGCUUAUGUCAAAUAUUUUCUACCAGUUUUGA